AUGGCUGAAGGUUCACUGGAGCUUCCUAGUUAUUUAGCAAUCUUAACAUUGGCCGAUGAAGUUUUACUGCCUGGAUCAUCCAUUAGAGUAUCGAUUACAGAUACUAAGGGGAUUGCUUUAAUUCGUCGUAGACUUCUCAGAAGGCGAACAUUGCAAAGCACCAUUAUUGGUGUUGUACCUAAGCAGAGAUUGGAUGAGGAAUUAAUCUCCCAAACUGGUACAGCAGCGCUAGUUGUUCAGAUAACCGGUGUUUCAUCGAACGGCGAACAAUCCUAUUCCUUAUUGCUGACUGGGUUAUGUCGAUUUAAAGUAGAUACAAUCGAACAAGAGCACCCGUAUUGCAUUAGCAAAAUCACUCAGUUAGAUAGGCUUCCAUUUGUGAAAGCUAUGGAUCAAGAAUUAGCUAACGUUAUUGAUUCCUUUCGCACUUCCACGAAAGAAUUUAUCGAUAUGUUAUCUCAAUUGGGAACGGCUUAUCCCAUUGUUGCUAAAUUAAAGAGAAAUUAUCUAGAAUGGAUGGUUGACCUGCCGUGGAAGAAAUCAACGGAAGAUAAAUUAGACAUUAAUAAAGCAAAGGUGGACUUAGAUGACGAUCAUUUUGGCAUGAAAGAACUAAAAAAACGCGUUUUGGAGUAUUUAGCUGUCAGACAGUUAAGAAAUGAUUUAAAAGGACCGAUUUUAUGCUUCGUUGGUCCACCGGGCGUAGGCAAAACCAGUGUCGGCCGAUCGAUCGCAAAAACUUUGGGUAGAGAAUUUUUAAGAAUUUCUCUUGGAGGCGUCUCUGAUCAAUCCGAAAUUAGAGGCCAUAGGCGUACCUAUAUAGGUUCAAUGCCAGGCCGCAUCAUCCAAGGAUUGAAAAAUAUUGGCGUUAAUAAUCCAGUAUUCCUACUUGAUGAAGUUGAUAAAUUGAGUAAGGGAAUUCAUGGCGAUCCUGCAGCUGCUCUUUUGGAAGUACUGGACCCUGAGCAGAAUAAUACAUUCACCGAUCACUACCUCAAUGUACCAUUCGAUCUGUCACAAGUGAUGUUUAUUGCCACUGCUAAUACUUUACACACUAUACCUUCAGCUCUGUUAGAUAGGAUGGAGGUAAUAGAAGUACCUGGAUAUACUCAAGAAGAAAAAGUGGAAAUUGGUGCCCGCCACUUGGUUGCGAAACAAUUAACGCAACAUGGUUUAAGAAAUGACCAGCUUGAAAUUCCAAGUGAAACAAUUAAAGUUAUAGUUUCCCGUUAUACUCGUGAAGCUGGUGUGCGCUCACUAGAACGAAAAUUAGGAGCAAUUUGUAGAGCUGCAGCUAUUAAGAUUGCUGAGCGGUCAAUAGGUACUUCUGAGGACAGGAAUAAAGAUAAGAUAAAAGAACCAGCAAUCCAUCAGAGUAGUGAUAUAUCGAAUUCUAUCGUCGUUGAUGAAAGUGCUUUGAAAGAAAUACUUGGUCCUCAUAUUUAUGAACAUGAGGCAUCGCAGCGCCUUACCUCACCUGGAAUUGCAGUUGGCUUAGCUUGGACCCCUAUGGGCGGUGAAAUUUUAUUUGUCGAAGCUAGCAAAAUGAUCGGUGAUGGUAAAUUGAAGUUGACUGGACAAUUAGGUGACGUAAUGAGAGAGUCCGCAUAUCUAGCUCUUACUUGGCUUAAAAGUCAUCCAGAUCAGAUACUUGAAUCAAUGAACAAGCUCGAUAUUCACAUCCAUUUUCCUGCAGGAGCUGUUGAGAAAGAUGGACCAUCAGCUGGUAUAACCAUAACCACGGUGCUCGUAUCACUGUUUAGUGCUAAAUGCGUUCGCUCAGAUACGGCAAUGACAGGAGAGAUAACUUUGCGUGGACAAGUACUACCUGUUGGGGGUAUUAAAGAGAAAUCACUAGCAGCCCAUCGCGCAGGCAUCAAAAGGGUAAUCAUUCCGCAACGGAAUUUGAAAGAUUUAGAAGAUGUUCCAGAAAACGUUAAGUCCUGUCAUCCUUUUUCAUCCUACUAG
Molecule: messenger RNA, 1968 nt
Organism: Trichoplax adhaerens
Lineage: Eukaryota; Metazoa; Placozoa; Uniplacotomia; Trichoplacea; Trichoplacidae
Exons: 27
Coding region: 1-1968 (655 amino acids)
Biological process (GO): protein processing; protein catabolic process; protein targeting to peroxisome
Cellular component (GO): peroxisomal matrix
Molecular function (GO): ATP-dependent peptidase activity; ATP hydrolysis activity; serine-type endopeptidase activity
Source: RefSeq, a predicted model, not a curated record